This is a messenger RNA of Klebsormidium nitens, 1387 nucleotides long. The record is from the annotation of a GenBank genome assembly. NCBI's taxonomy places the organism in Eukaryota, Viridiplantae, Streptophyta, Klebsormidiophyceae, Klebsormidiales, Klebsormidiaceae.
CUGAUAUCUCGUAGAGGCUGGGCCAAAGCAUAAGAAAAGCGCCAUCCGCUUUCGGUAUCCGCUUCGGAAGAGUCGGCAAUCCUCCCCCUCUGACAGUGACACAGCAACAAACAGAACGUUUCAACUUUCAAGGGCAUGGCUUCCGUCAAUUGCACCUUUUCCGAGCAUUCUUUUCCCCUUGAAGUUGCAGAUUGGAAGCUGCACCCUGCAGGCUUCGACCCAAGCAUUGAUACAAGAGCUUUUGUAUCGCCGGACCCAGGUCCAUUCCUUGGCAGGGUCAGCCACAAAAUAUCUUUCGAGGGGAAUCUUGCAAGGAGGUGGCUGCUGCCCCUCUUUAAUCCAAAGUCCUCUCUACAACCAUUCUCAAUUGACAGCUUCCUCCUCUCGAACACCCUUGAACCUGACGGAUAGCGCUAUACUCUCAACCAGCUUGGAGUAGACGUUUGGCAAGUCACUGGCUUGGUUGUCAUAUGGCAGCUUGCAUAACUGUGACAUACAGGACUAUGGACUCUCGGUUCAGCAGCGACGCUAGAGACUCUGCUCGACCAACGCAGCGGCGAAAAUUGACAAUACAAGUUGACGAUAGCAGUGACAUGGAGUGCGACCAUCAAGCAAGUACUUCCCAGAACUCUCCAGCGGGAGUGCUCCGACCCGCUUCCACCCCAGAGGCAGUGCGGAUUGCAUCGACCUGGGCGAAAGGCGACGGCGAAGAGCUGCGGACCUUCUAUGAAGCGUCGAGGAGGAGGGUUCUGUGGGCAUUCUUAGAGGCCCAGCAGGCGGUUGAGAUUGCGAGAAUGAUCAAGGGGAGCGAUAGCGAAAAGGGGGGCGAUCCACGAAAAGCAGGCGACUCGAUGGAGGCUUGUAGGAGGGCCGAGACCCUCAGGGCAGAGGUGGUUGAGAGCAACGACGAGCUUGGGAGGAGCCAGCAAAGUAGGAGUCACUUUUGUGGAUGGUCAAACCGAUGGAGCAAGUCGGAUUCCAAGAUUCAUUCUGUAAAUAAGUAGAGUCGUCGGCGUGUCACUCUAGCUAGGUCUCAGAGACAAAGAGAGUCUACUGUAGUGUCACACGAGUUGCAUCAGUUGUCCGUACGAAGACCGAAGGGAGGUAAGGAGCAACAGCUUGCACGAGAAAUCAACGCAGUAGGCUAUCACGAUCAGCGAUAGCUUUGUAAGAAAGCUGUGCGCAAUUGCCUUUAGUAUCAGAGCAUCAACGGAUAUGUACAAAGUGGUUGUCUAGUCUCAGUUGAAUUUACAUUGACAAUGACAAGUUCAGGACCUACAGGAAUAUACAGAGAUCAACUUGCUCUUGCAUAACCUUGUUAGAUAAACGGUCCACUCGUGACAUUGAUUUCCUAAAUUGCAUUGAGCUGCAUCACGGUCAUAUGAAU